This is a messenger RNA of Chenopodium quinoa (quinoa), 1701 nucleotides long. RefSeq lists its product as uncharacterized. The transcript is spliced from 2 exons. NCBI's taxonomy places the organism in Eukaryota, Viridiplantae, Streptophyta, Magnoliopsida, Caryophyllales, Amaranthaceae. The record is from RefSeq and is a predicted model, not a curated record. Bases 1 to 1701 code for a protein of 566 amino acids.
AUGCCUGAUCCAGAAAUUCAGAUCGAGGAUGAGACUCAUACAUUGGGGGGUAAUGAAUUUCAUAUGCCGUUAACCCCUGAAAGGCAGGCUAGGACAGAUAUAGACCCUAUGGCAGGGUUUACAUCAGAAGAGUUGGCAACAGCUGCAAGGGUAAUGACAGCUAUGAGCAGAAAAAGAAAAGAAAUAGGGGCAACCCAAGAUGGAGGAGGGAUGCCUUUUACAGCUCAUGGCAAUCAAUUUGACCAGGCUGGAAGUUCGCAAAGACGCCGGAAUGAUGGGUCGCCGACAAGAUCCCGGCAAACCCCUAGGGAAUCAGAGGUUCGAUCCUCAGCUCAGGACGAGAGUACGGGAACUUACCAGCAAGGAGCGAAGCGAAGAGUAGUUCAGUUGAGGGCAUCACCAUUUGCACAAAGCAUCCUUGAUCAACCAAUGGAGAAAAUCAAAAUGCCGACAUGUCGGUAUGAGGGUAGGGGAGAUCCAAGAAGAUACAUAACCUCGUAUGAGGGUCACAUGAUUUUAUACACCAACUCUGAUGCCGUUUGGUGUAAGGUGUUUCCCACUACUUUGGUUGGAGCAGCAGCCGAUUGGUUUAAUAAUCUUGAAAAUGGAGCAGUUCACAGUUUUCAGCAGUUAGCCGAAAUGUUCGUAGGGCAGUAUGUCAGUAAUAGUGUUCGGCAGAGAACUUCUGGAGAGUUAAUGGCUGUUACUCAGAAAGCAGAUGAAUCUUUAAGGGAUUACAUAAGGAGGUUUAAUAAUGAAGCCAAUACAAUUCCAAGAUUGCAGCACGAGAUAGCAGUCAUGGCACUAAUGAACGGUCUGAAUGAUUCGGAAUUCAAGAGAUACCUAACUCGAAAAAAUCAGCCAACAUUAGCCGCAGCUUUUAAUAAAGCUCAUAAUUAUAUUAAGAGUGAAGAAUUAAUGAAGACAAGCAGCCGAAUAAGUUCUACUGAUAGAAUUCACCCUAUGUCGGAAGGGGGAUCUUCAGGGGUUGUAAGGUCAAGGAACCCAACGGCAGCAAGAGGAGGAAGCCGCCAAGAGGUCAGAGGAACCAAAGCACCAAUGCGAUAUAAUUCGUAUACGCCUCUAAAUGCACCAAGGGCUGCAAUAUAUUCUAUAAAUCAGAACCGAGAAGGAUGGGUGAGACCUGUGCCGAUGAAAGCAAAAGGAAGGGAUACCAAGAAGGGGCACCUUACGCAAUAUCGGUUGCAAUCUGGGGAAAGUCAGCAACAACAAUAUAGGCAACCAGAACGCCAGCAGAUAGAAUACCGGCCAGAAAGACAAGGUCAAGUGAACCAACAGGGGGAAGGCGGACAACCACCGUCAUCUACUGGAAAAAGAGUUGAUGUAAUAACUGGUGGACCAGUUCAUGGAGGAACCAUAAGUGGAGCACGGAAGCACCUGUCGGAGUAUCGGCAUAUUGUUAAUGCAUUAGAUGUUGCUGAUCGCCCACAGCCGUCUGAAAUUCCGAAUGUAACCUUCACCAAAGAAGAUGCAAAAGGAAUAGUGUUUCCUCAUGAUGAUCCCCUUGUAUUAAUAGCAAAGAUUAAUGGGGCCGAUGUGAAAAGGGUUCUAGUUGAUGGAGGAAGCUCAGCAAAUGUUCUGUUUAUGCAAGCCUUCAAUGAGUUGAUGAUAGGCCGACAAUAUUUAACGCCGGUAUCAUGUCCGGUGAUUGGGUUUAACGGUUCAACAAUGAGGCCAUAA